Molecule: messenger RNA, 2608 nt
Organism: Myotis myotis
Lineage: Eukaryota; Metazoa; Chordata; Mammalia; Chiroptera; Vespertilionidae
Gene: CHODL
Product: chondrolectin
Exons: 7
Coding region: 435-1253 (272 amino acids)
Biological process (GO): positive regulation of axonogenesis
Cellular component (GO): cytoplasm
Source: RefSeq, a predicted model, not a curated record
UGAAGCUCAGGGUGUGGGUAUAUAAGAAGCGCCUCCAGCGCAGCGCGGCUGCUGCCCUGAGACCCGCGACCUGGGCGCACGGACGCAGCCCUUCACUCGCCCCGAGGCCUGGGAGCCCAUCGCAGCGGGCCGGUGGGCUCUCACCCGGGCUCCUGCCGCGUACCCUGGGACCGACACCCAACCCCCCAACUUCUGGCCCCUCUCCUUCAAGGCGCACCCCCGGAGUCGUGCGCUCCAGCCCAGCACACGCGCGCGAUACCCGCGCGCCCGGCGCCAGGUCCGCCCCACGGCGAUGCGUGCAGGGGACCGGGCGGCUGGGCUCGGACAGAGGGAGUAGCGCCCGCGGGGGGAGGUCGGGAGGCUCAGGGGUUAGAGACGGGGCUGAGGCCCCCUUCGCUCAGUGCAACACCUGCUGCCGCCGCCGCCGGGCCGCGAUGAGCCGCGUGGUCUCGCUGCUGCUGGGCGCCGCUCUGCUCUGCGGCCACGGAGCCUUCUGUCGCCGGGUGGUCAGCGGCCAAAAGGUGUGUUUUGCUGACUACCAGCACCCCUGCUACAAACUGGCCUAUUUCCAGGAACUGUCCAGCCGAGUGAGCUUCCAGGAGGCGCGCCUGGCUUGUGAGAGUGAGGGGGGAGCCCUGCUCAGCCUGGAGAACGCAGCAGAACAGAAGUUGAUAGAAAGCAUGUUGCAAAACCUGACAAAACCAGGCACGGGGAUUUCUGAUGGCGAUUUCUGGAUAGGCCUCUGGAGGAGUGGAGAGGGGCAAGCGUCUGGCGCCUGCCCAGACCUCUACCGCUGGUCCGAUGGCAGCAGCUCCCAGUACCGAAACUGGUAUGCGGAUGAACCUUCCUGUGGAAGUGAAAAGUGCGUUGUGAUGUAUCAUCAACCUACGGCCAAUCCUGGCCUUGGAGGCCCCUACCUUUACCAGUGGAAUGAUGACAGGUGCAACAUGAAGCACAAUUACAUCUGCAAGUAUGAACCAGAGAUCAAGCCAACAACUCCUGGAGAGAAGACUUACUUUACAAACCAACCAGAAGACACCCAUCAAAAUUUGGUUGUUACUGAAGCAGGCAUAAUUCCCAAUCUCAUUUAUGUUGUCAUACCAACAAUACCACUGCUCUUAUUGAUACUGGUUGCUUUUGGAACCUGCUGUUUCCAGAUGCUGCAUAAAAGGAAAGCAAGGAGAAACUUCAUCAAGGACUCAACUCCAUUAUCAUCUGAGUGCCUUGCAGAAAAUUUAAAUUCCAACCUGUAAAGGAAGGACAAAAACUAGCCCAAACCAGUCCACACUGUGGAUUUCAAAAAGCACGAGAAAAGAAAGUGGCAUGGAAGUGUAAAAACUCAUUGACUGGCUCCAGAAAAGAAAACAGAGGUUUGUAUAAGGAAUGGUAUCAGAACCUUAGCUUGGAAUGGCUUGAAAUCUCAGAGGAUCUGCAAGAUGAACUGUAAGCUCCCUCUUGAGGCAAAUAUUAAAAUGAGUUUUCUAUGUUUAUUUCAUUUACAAAAUACGCUGUGCUAAUAAUGGAGUGAGACAUGCUUAUUUUGCGAAAUGAUGCACCCAAACUUCAAGUAAGUGGAAUGGGCCAUGCGGAUAAACUUGCUGUCAACACAUCGGCAGUAUGUGUGUCAGAAGCAGUUAUUUUUGUUCCUUUUACCUUUCAUAAGUUGUAAUCUGGUUACUGUAAUGUAAAUUGUAUUGAAAUUUAAGGUGUGCAAAUAUAUUUUACCUUUACGUAAGUGUUUGAUAAAAAUGGACUGUUCUAAUAUUUAUUUUUAUGGUGUCUCAUUUUUCAAUACAUGCUGUUUUAAUUAAAGAAAUUUAUCACUGUGGUCAACUGAACUCACAAGCAUAAGUAUAUUACCAUAGGAAAAAGUUUCCUUUCUAGAAAUGGUUCAUCUUUCAGUUUCUCUGCUUUGGAUCAGACAAUGUGUCGGAGAUCUCUUCAGAAAUAAGAAGUUAUUUCAUUAACUGUGGUAUAAAUCCACACAAAUAUUUUACUUAGAGGCAAGAAUUGUCUAAGUUCAAUUGUGCAAGACAUGUGCCUUACAAUUAUUUUUAGUUUAAAAUUCAGCAGAUUUUGUAAUAACUUUGUUAAUAACUGUAUAAAUGAUAUACUCAAUCUAGAACAAAAAUAGUGGUAUAUACAUUAUAAAUCAUAUGUCUUCACUUGUUGCCUAUAUAACCACAAGUAGCUCACUGAGGGCUCUGGAAUCAAUUUGGUCCCUCCCUUGACCACAAAACAAAGGGUUGUUUGGGGUUUGGGAAUAAAACUGGAGGCAGAUAGCUGCAUCGUUUGUCUAAGGUUUUCUUCUAGCUCUGAUUUGCCUCUAUCAGCAAAUGAAGGGGUUUUACAGUUGGGACCAGGUGAGUGGUCACAUUGGUGUGGAGGUAAGCACAGUACACUAACAUUUCAGCGAGGAAAGAAAGUUAUGAGUUAGUGUGAAAAAACGACUGGAGGGCAUGGAUGGUCACUGUUCAUUGUUAAGGCUUUGGCUGGGAGAGUAAAUUGGGGCUCUUCUGUCUUAUCCCCUGGUUUCUUCAAUGCUUGUGGCUUCUUCUUCUCAAGAGAGAGUUGUAACUAACUAGUCUUCACAUGUCCCUGUGCUCCU